UGAAGAGUCCUAGGGAGAUGAAGCUAUUUUUGUUCGAAGCUGAUACUUCUGCCUGAGCCACAAGUACUGCCUAGAAAGGGCUCAGGUUGUUUCCAGGGGGGAAGAACUCUGCAGAGAAGAGACAAAGUUCAACAGGACAACAAAGGAGCAGCAGAAACAGCCAGGAAAACGAAGAGCCCUCACGCUUUCACACCAAGCCGCCUAUCAGAGUUCUCCAAUCCUAAAGUAUUCUGCAAAGUGCCACUUGACCGGAACUUUUCGCCUGCCUUUUCCUUUCUCCAACCACCAUGACUGAGAUCACGGCUGAAGGAAAUGCAUCUACUACCACAACUGUGAUAGACAGCAAAAAUGGAUCUGUGCCCAAAUCCCCUGGAAAAGUGCUGAAGAGGACAGUCACUGAAGACAUAGUGACGACAUUCAGCUCCCCAGCAGCCUGGCUUCUGGUCAUUGCUCUGAUCAUCACAUGGUCGGCUGUGGCUGUUGUUAUGUUUGACUUAGUGGAUUACAAAAACUUGUCAGCAAGCUCUAUUUCCAAGAUUGGCUCAGAUCCUCUAAAACUUGUUCACGAUGCUGUGGAGGAAACCACGGACUGGGUCUAUGGCUUCUUUUCUUUGUUGUCUGACAUCCUCUCGUCUGAAGAUGAAGAUGAUGAUGAUGGAGAGGAGGACACUGAUAAAGGAGAGAUAGAGGAGCCUCCUUUGAAAAAAAAAGAAAUACAAAAAGAAAAGACUGAAAAGAAAGAGAAACCUGAAAGGAAAAUACAACCUAAAGUUACACACAGAGAAAAAGAAAAAGACAAAGAAAAAGCAAAAGAAAAACCUGAAAAAAAAGCAACUCACAAGGAAAAAAUUGAGAAAAAAGAAAAACCAGAAACAAAGACAGUGGCAAAAGAAGAGAAGAAAGCUAAGACUAAAGAAAAGACUGAUGAAAAGACUAAAAAGGAAGUGAAAGGUGCAAAACAGGAGAAGGUGAAGCAAACAGCUGCAAAAGUAAAAGAAGCAUCUCCGAAGCCCAAAGAGAAGGAGAAAGACGCUGCGGCUGCGUCCAGGCACGAGCAGAAAGAUCAGUAUGCAUUCUGUCGAUAUAUGAUUGACAUAUUUGUCCAUGGGGAUUUAAAACCAGGACAAAGCCCAGCCAUACCACCUCCGUCACCAACACAGCAAGCUUCCCAACCCCCUCCGGCAUCACCCACUCUUGAAGAAAAAGAAGGAGAAAAGCAGAAAGCUGAGAAGAAAGUGACUCCUGAAAUGAAAAAGAAAGAAAAAGAAGAUGUCAAAAAGAAACCUGAGAAGGAAACUGUCGUGGAUGUGAAGAAAAAAGAGCCUGGCAAAACCCCAGAAACCAAACAAGGGACAAUAAAAGUUGCAGCACAAGCAGCAACUAAAAAAGAUGAAAAGAAGGAAGAUUCCAAGAAAACAAAAACACCUGCAGAAGAACCACACAAGGGAAAAAAACAGGAAAAGAAAGAAAAACAUGUGGAACCAGCAAAGUUGCCAAAGAAGGAACAUUCAGCUCCAAGUGAAAAACAAGUUAAAGCAAAAACUGAACGAGCCAAAGAAGAGGUUGGUGCUGCCUCAACUAAAAAAGCUGUACCUGGGAAGAAGGAAGAGAAAACAAGCAAGACAGUGGAGCAAGAAAUCAGAAAAGAAAGAUCUGGGAAGACUUCUUCAGUUCUGAAGGCUAAAGAACCUGUUAAGGGGAAAGAAGUGAAAGUUCCAGCUUCCCUAAAGGAAAAAGAACCUGAAAUUAAAAAAGAAGAAAAGAUAUCCAAAGCAGGCAAAGAAGUCAAGCCCAAGUCUCCACAGCCACAAGUAAAAAAAGAAGAGAAGCCAGAGUCACAAAUUAAAAAGGAAGCAAAACCAGCUUUAUCGGAAAAAGCUCAAAUACACAAACAAGAAAUGGUGAAACCAGAAAAGACUGUUUCUCAGGGUAAACCAGAUGAAAAAGUUGCCAAGCAGGUAAAAGCUACCACAAUAGAAAAAACAGUCAAACCCAAACCAGCAAAAAAAGCUGAACCAGAAAAAGAAUCUCCAUCUCUAAAAACAGACAAACCAAAACCAACUUCAAAGAAAACAUCAGAAGUUACAGAGUCAGUGAAGACGAAAGUUGAAAAAUCUGAAAAGGAAAGUAAAGAAAAAGCAGAAAUGAAACAUCUUAAAGGAGAAAAAGUACCAACAAGAAAAGAAAGUCUUCAAUCACACAAUGUGACAAAAGCAGAAAAACCUGCAAGAGUGUCAAGAGAUUCUGAAGAUGUACCAGCUUCAAAGACAGCUAAAGAAGAAGCUGAAGACGUGCCUUCCACAAAGAAGCAAAAAAGCCCCAUCAGUUUCUUCCAAUGUGUCUACUUGGAUGGAUACAAUGGCUACGGAUUUCAGUUUCCUGUCACUCCUGCACACAGCCCUGGAGAGAGCUCUGGCCAGCCAAGUUCUCCAGGACAGAAACAACAAAGACCGUAGAUACACGUGCAUGACCCUUCAAGGGCUUUAACUUUGAAAAUAGGAUCCUCUGUUUGUCCACAGUGGCACAGGCAAUUGAAAUCAUAUAGUAUGGGGAAUUUAUUUUAAAAUAUUUUACUCUUCUGCCUGGUGUAGAGAGAAAGGGCAGGCAGGGGGAUUGAAUGAUAAGCAGACAAGAUGAAGAGUCUGGCAGUCAAGAAUCUGUCAUUUGUUUGUUGCUGGGUGUGAGAGCUUAUAUUUUUCUAUUUCCACUCACUGUAGAGUUGUUCGCAAACGAAUUUAAAGUUUACUUAAUAAUAGUCUUUUAAACAUAAUUGACACAACUACAAACUGAAAUUCCUGGCUUCAGUUAGAUAUUUAUUUUUAAGUGAAAAUAUAGACUAUGCUUUAAGUUUAAAGGGUAUAGAAGCUUAUAUAAAAGCUGCUGUUUUGCACCAUGUGGGUAUCUAAACUCAGUUUACCCAAUAAGUUAGUGUUUAAUGGUUUAAUUUUAUUUCUGCCUAUCUCUAUUUUAGUUGUGACUAUGCUCUGAAAAUGGGUAACAGUUGCACCAAAGAAUAUUAUCAAGUUCUUUGUGAUGCUCUUUUAGAGCUCAAAAUAUCUCUGAACUUUUUAGACAUGACACAAUGGAGUAGAAAUGUUUGAUGAAUCUUCUAAGAUUUGUCUUGAAUUACGAUGAGGACAUUCGCUCCAGUGGAAAUACACCAUCCAAUUAGGCAAGUCUGGUGAAUCAUUUGUUUAAAUGUAAGCAAAUGAGAUGUAGAAUUUUCAGAUUUCUCCAGACUGAGCCCUAAUGAAAAUGUCACCUGGGUGAAAUUUUAGAUCAAUCACUUAAUUUGGGUGACAGAUACAAAAGUAUUUUCGUUUCACUUUAAUAGGAUCAUUCUGAGGAGGUAAACAGGUUUUAUUUCUCAAAAUGGAAAAAUAUGAAUGUCAUCAAAGUGGAAGGAAUGCAUUUUAACCAUAAGUGCUUCAUAAGACGUCUUACUUGUAUUUUUUAGUUAAUUGGUUACCAGCGCCAAUGAAAUGGAUGACAAUCUCACUUACUUGACGAUGCAUCACUGGGAAUGACUAUUAGUUUUACCAUCCUUUUGUCUCCCAGUGAUAUAAACACUUGUGUUUUUUUCUACCACAUUUUUCUAUCAACUCUAAAAGUCAUGUCACUGUGACCUUUAUCAUGUUUACAGUUGCAAUUCAACUUAUGACACAUUAACUCAGGAAAUAAAUUGAGUUAUUCUUUCUGGCUUUGUAAGUAUCUUUUGCAAAGUCUGAAUUGCCAGAGCCAACACUAGCCAAGUGAUUUAUUUUCAAGGACUGCAACUAAGUUCUUUACGUCCAAGAUACAGAACACCGUUUUACUAAAAUGUCAUUGGGCUAGGGCAUCCAUAAUAUGUGCAUUAUUAAUAAUGGAUUUUCAGUGACUUUCGUAAAAAUUUAGUCUUGGCCACAGGCUGGUGGGCCUAACUCACACCACAAGAGCCAAUGGUACAAUGAGCCAA
Molecule: messenger RNA, 3955 nt
Organism: Vicugna pacos (alpaca)
Lineage: Eukaryota; Metazoa; Chordata; Mammalia; Artiodactyla; Camelidae
Source: RefSeq, a predicted model, not a curated record